AUGUCCUCCAUUUUUCAUUUGCUGGGUAGCCGCGACCCGGACCAGUCGCCUGCUGAGACCCGUGACAUUGACGCCGUUUCUAUUGUCCUUGAAGCAAAACGUGCGAUUGCAGGCGAGGCUGAGGAGAACAUCAAUAAGCGAGGCGUGAAUCAUGAGCCACCCGUCCCGCGCACCACAGUCAUCACGUGGGCGGAUACCAAGCGUGAUGUUGAGAAGAGAGAUCUCCAUGAGCCUCCUGCUCCUCGUACCACAGUCAUCACUUGGGCGGAUACCAAACGAGAUGUUGAAAAACGUGGUGUUGAUCACCAACCUCCUGCCCCUCGCACCACGGUUAUUACGUGGGCAGACACAAAGCGGGAAUAUGAAGGAGACCACGUAGAGCGCGAUGUCGUUCUCGGGGCUGUUGGUCCUGAGGUCAAGCGAGACGUUAAGCGUGAGCCUACUCUGGAGCCUAAUGCUGUUGUCGAAGUGUACAUGGUGUAA
Messenger RNA from Phaeoacremonium minimum UCRPA7, 483 nucleotides. RefSeq lists its product as hypothetical. NCBI's taxonomy places the organism in Eukaryota, Fungi, Ascomycota, Sordariomycetes, Togniniales, Togniniaceae. The record is from RefSeq and is a predicted model, not a curated record. The transcript has a single exon. The coding region runs from base 1 to 483 and encodes 160 amino acids.